This is a messenger RNA of Parascedosporium putredinis, 1002 nucleotides long. The record is from the annotation of a GenBank genome assembly. NCBI's taxonomy places the organism in Eukaryota, Fungi, Ascomycota, Sordariomycetes, Microascales, Microascaceae.
AUGCAACCUACGUUGUCGUCGCUAGAAUAUGCGACUGGCCUUGCUAUCACAUUUAUCGCCCUAUACUUCAUUUUCUUCUUCCUCGGAAUUACUUGCUAUCUUCGCACCAUCUGGGCCAUCAAGAAGGAUCCUAGCGUCGUCCCUUUGGAUCCCAAUUCGCGAGGUGCCCAAGUCCUGAAGAGCAAGGGGCACCGCCGCAAGGGGCUCGAGGCCAUAUUGGGUCGACCUUAUAAUGAUGAAGAGGCAGCAAUAGGCUAUACCUUCAAGUUCUUUGCUCAGUUCACUUUCCAUGCAUGGCUGUUUUGCGCUGUGGUGGUCUCCGCCACAGCCUACACUAUUGCAAAGCAGGUUGAAGAGGGCGAGGUCCCUGAUGGCCAUACCUUUGCUAUCUUGGUACUAUCUGGGUUUCUUGGCUUCUUCAGCUGUGCUAUGUCAGGAACGGCCAUUCACUUCAUCCUAAAGAACAUGACAAAUGUGGAUCUUUUGAAGAGGCAGAUGAGCUACCAGCUUGCUGUUCGGGUGCCACUAGGAAGCCCACCCACAGAAAAGUUCAUGACGGUUACCUACCCACUAGCUCGGCUUGGACAUGGGCAGCAGCUGCAGUCACUUCAGGCUCACCCGCCGCCGCCUGGCCCUAGUGAGAUCGGCUCGAACCAAGGGACUAGCGACACUGAAAAUCACCAACCUGGCAGAACGCAAGAGGUUACCUCGAACGCACGAGACCGCCUUGCUUACCGUACCUUUGCUAUCCUCCGCACAGAACCAGGAGAGAACCCUUGGGAUCUCGGAUACAAGAGGAACUGGGUCGAAGUCAUGGGUAGUUCACCUAUCGGCUGGUUACUUCCCAUCAAGAAGUCCCCUUGCGCAACCCAUGGCCAUUUGGAGAGUGAAUACCCAUUUGGUCCAGCUUUGGCAGAGCUCAAAGUUCGGUAUGGUCUUGACCCAAAGCCGUGGACAGAUAAGGACGAAGGGAUUGAAUUGCAAGAGCAACUACGGCGCUGA